AUGAACAUUAUGCAGCCAAUGCCGCUGUCGGUUGGUCGAUCGUCGGCAUUCAGUCGGCCAAGGUCCAUUUCGCCAAUCGACGUCGAGAACACCGCGGAGGACCUGUCGGCAAAGCGUGACGAAAUGUCACCGCCGCCGUCGCCGUGUUCCAGCGACCGUCUGUCACCGGAAGUGGAUACGACGGAUGCUGAUGUGUACAAUGGACGCGUGUGUGAAAGCUACAAAUCGAACACAACUUUUAAAACGCCGCUUCGUUUCGGUGUGGACUCCUUAAUAUCGCACACUCCUUAUUUAGACAAUUCUAAAACAAAAGAAAGUGCACGCUCUAAUACCAGUAGUCAUUGCGACACUCUUAGCAUUAGUUUUCCGUCUUCCAAACAUUCGCCGAACCAUUACUCACCACGUAACCGGGACUCAGACGGAAGUGACCAGCAUUCCUCCCGGUCGGAUACCUCUAGUCCACUGUCGUCGGCGCCGCCUUCACCGCCGCCGGCGCACCACAAAUCUCACAGUUCCUCCUUCAGUAUGGACGAGAUUCUCGGCAAAAGCCCGUCAUCGUCGUCCCGCCAUCCGGACACCUCCAGUCCGGCGUACGUGCCCAGCCCGGCGCAUGAGUCCCGGUGGCCAAGCAGCCUCGGCGUCGGCGCCGGAUUCCCCUGGUUACCAUCUUCUGGCAUUUCACCGCCUCCACGUCCAGUCAGCCCCCAUCGAAUCAACCCACAGAAGUGCACGCUCAGGAAGCACAAGACCAACCGGAAACCGCGAACACCCUUCACCACCUCGCAGUUGCUAGCGCUUGAGCGGAAGUUCCGCCAGAAACAGUACUUAUCGAUAGCGGAGCGCGCCGAGUUCAGUGCCUCGCUGAAUCUUACAGAGACCCAGGUAAAAAUCUGGUUCCAGAACCGCCGGGCCAAGGCGAAGCGGCUUCACGAAGCGGAAAUAGAAAAACUGAAAAUGGCGGCUAAGCCGAUGCUUCCGCCGGCGCUAGGAAUCACGUUUCCGGCCGCUGCCGCCUUGUAUGGGGCGCACCUUGGACGCUCUCAGAUUAUUUCGAACCCGUUCGGUUCCCCUUUCUCAUAUUCGGGGUAUCCGCCUACUUCCAUUUAUCACCACUGAGGUGCGCCAUAGGACAUAAGAACCAGUAGUCAAUGUGUGUCUGAACGACCUGUUCAAAGAAUAAGAAGUGCGAUUCGUAUCCGGGACAAAGCACUUGCUCGAUUACGUAAUUGUCGCGGAAACGCAUGCCAAUACGAACGGAAGCACUCUAUGAACACCCAUGAACAUGAUCGAGUGUAUUUUAUGCAAUGUGCUGCCGACUAGUAUGAUCCGAAAUAAUAUCCACAUAAAUUCUGUAUUUGUGAAAAGUGAACAUCAGAGUGAGUGGAUACGUACUUGACGUGUUUUACAGCUAGGGUAUUCCCGUACUUGGUUACUAAAACAGUAUUGACCAAUGAACUACAUGUAGGUCCAUGACGUCAUUGUUAGUUGUAUGUUAUUUUUGCAUUACGAGUUAUGCAUUAUUAUAUUAAUGUGUUUUUCUC
Messenger RNA from Dreissena polymorpha, 1541 nucleotides. RefSeq names its product homeobox protein MSX-2-like. NCBI's taxonomy places the organism in Eukaryota, Metazoa, Mollusca, Bivalvia, Myida, Dreissenidae. Gene Ontology annotation, molecular function: DNA-binding transcription factor activity, RNA polymerase II-specific; RNA polymerase II transcription regulatory region sequence-specific DNA binding. The coding region runs from base 1 to 1116 and encodes 371 amino acids. The transcript is spliced from 2 exons. Gene Ontology annotation, cellular component: nucleus. The record is from RefSeq and is a predicted model, not a curated record. Gene Ontology annotation, biological process: embryonic morphogenesis; regulation of transcription by RNA polymerase II.